Molecule: messenger RNA, 1257 nt
Organism: Alexandromys fortis (reed vole)
Lineage: Eukaryota; Metazoa; Chordata; Mammalia; Rodentia; Cricetidae
Product: protein ARMCX6-like
Exons: 3
Coding region: 1-654 (217 amino acids)
Cellular component (GO): mitochondrion
Source: RefSeq, a predicted model, not a curated record
AUGAGUAAAGAAAAAGGGGAACUAAGGUGGUUCCUGAGCGGCCUGUCCAAGAUCCCUGGGCGGUUCCCCAAGCAACUAGUGGCGGGAAAUGCUGCUCUGGACCUGACCAAGUGUGCUUCCAUCCAAGGAAAAACCAUGUUCACCGAGCCCACAAAUGCUGGCUUUCUCCUUAGCCACAAUGUCAGUAGGCACUGGGCCAGCAUCUCAGUGGUUGCAAACGGGAUCCCCACCCCCCAGACCACUGUGAGGGAGAAGGCUUUGUGUGUCCCAGGAAACCCAAACACCAGUAUUGGAAAUCAGGGCCAGAUUGAGAUGUCCAUCGAUGAAGUGUGUCGAGAGAUGGUGUUACAUUGCUGCAAGUCAUUUCUGCAGCAGGCCGGAUUAAAUCUGCUAAUAAGCAUGACGGUUAUUAAUAACAUGCUUGCCAAGUCGGUUUCAGACCUGAAGUUUCCUUUGAUAUCCGAGGGCAGUGGAUGUGCAAAGGAUCAGGGUUUGGAAGCACUGCUGGGUUUGUCUGAAAAGCCAGUGUUGGCCGGGGAAGUGCUGGCUGCCCAAAUACUGUUCUCCUUCAUGCUCCCCUUUAUGAGAGGUGGGAACAGAGAGAUGCUCGUGGAGGCCUUCAGAGAGAUGCUCGUGGAAGCCCUCUCCCCAUAAGCGGCUGUCUCCAACAGAAGGAGACUGAAUCCACCCAGGGCCCCAGCAGUUUACUGAGGACAGAGAAACUGCAGUGGGUGCAAGCAAAGAUGAAGCCUUAGCCAGUCAGCUCCUCCUUGGGCAAAAGUUCCAAUAGCUAAAAGAAGGGCGACACUCUUCUUGGCCAGGCAGAGGCUCCCCGGAACUGUGGGCAACUUGUAAGUUUUGUAGUCUGCAGGAAAGGUGCAUUGUAAAUUGCUCCCUUGCAGUCUUCCUCCUGCAGUAAAAGGUAAAGGGAUCACGGUUGGCUGUGAGCUGCAGAUAACAGACAUCAGAUCACAGCAACACCAGAGCUGUUGUUGCCUGUGGUGAUCUCCCUGUCUAGGCGGGACCACUUAGCAGAAAUGACACCCACAUGGAAGCUCGGGUCGAACUUGCAUCUGCGGCCGCUGCUAAGGUUGAAGUAUUUCCCCGUUCCUCUUUCCUGUACUAGCUGAUGGAUGGCUAGCAUGUUAAUCAAAGAAAUGCACCCCGUCCUGUCCAUUGUACCGACUGACCCUCUUCCACCCAAGCCCCCACCUGUGUGUAUCAUCAAUAAACUCGUGUGUUUUGAUUGGCAAGAAA